Molecule: messenger RNA, 1277 nt
Organism: Chelonoidis abingdonii (Abingdon island giant tortoise)
Lineage: Eukaryota; Metazoa; Chordata; Testudines; Testudinidae
Source: RefSeq, a predicted model, not a curated record
GGGACUGUAGGGUGAAUGAGGAGGGGCAUAAGACCACAGGAGUGGAGGGGCAGUGGCAGUAACUUUGAGUGCAGGGUUGAGGGACCUGGUCUCCUGCUGGGAGAAGGCCCCCCAGGCACUGGGCCCACCCAUGGCCCUGAAGUUCCACUUGUCACUGGUAGAGCAGCAGGUGGAAGCUGCCAGGACCCUGCUGUUGCCUCCGCCAGGGGCCAACCUGGUGGGGGGAACCUUCCUGAGUUCAUCAGAGCAGAAGCUGAGCCUGCACGAGCUGCUGCAGGGUCUGGAGCAGGGGUGCCCCCACCGGCCCACUGCCCUCUCCCCUCUGGAGGACAUGGAGGCCUCUGUCAUCACCGUGGAUGGGCAGCAGGAGGAUGAUAUCACCGUGCGGGAGGGCACCGGCCUGGACAGCGCCUCCCUGGACUCUCUGUAUGGCCUGUUUUACGGCAAGCCCUGCUGGAUGCCCUUCCAGGCCACUGCCAGUACAGCCACCAGUGCCACCUCUGGCUCGCCCGGGAACCAUGACCCCAGCAUGGAGGAGCACCUGGCGGUCAUGUACGAGAAGCUGCAGCAUGAGUUGCCGAAUUUCUUCCUGAAGGUACCGGACUAUGGGAUCUACUCCCAGGAUGUGGAGUUCGUCAACGAGAUCCUGCACCUGAGAACUCGGGGCCGAGCCAUGUACCAGCUGGCACUGACCCUGUGCCGCCUCCUGGCCUGGAACUACUUCGCCAACAUGCGGCUGGAGGUGCUGAAGCUGACGCAGCACCCCGAGAACUGGAGCGUCCAGGCCCGCUGGCGCAUCAUAGGGCUUCCUUUCCAUGUCCUCAUGCUGCGUUUCUACAAGAGGGACAAGAGAGAGCUGUACAGGACCUAUGAUGCCUAUUCCACUUUCUUCUUGGACUCCAGAGGAUUGAUCCGCUGUCACCGGAUAGACAAGCUGAUGCCGUCCCAGCCGCCUGUGGUCAAGGUGAAGAAGCUGCUGGUGGCCACUCUGGUUGGCCUGGGCCUCUCGGAGCACAGACCCUCUCUGCAGCUGCUCUUAUCUGCCCUGGCUGGCAAACAGCAGGGGGCGCCAGUGGGCUACAGGGACAGCUGAGCCAGCCCCUGAGGAACCCAGGCUUGGCCUGGUUGUUGUGACUCUUGUGAGCUGAUGUCGCCUCAACGCACAAAGCCCGGCCCACCAGCUCAGCUGCAUGGUCUGUGCCCUGCCCCCUCCCUUCCAAGCACUGUAAAGAACCACUAUAACUUAACUGUACAUAAUAAAGCCCUGUGGAGAGAUG